AUGAGCAACCUCCCUGCGGAGGUGAGCGCCGUUUUAAAGGCCAACUUUACGAUCAUCCAGAUAACCUCUAUGUUCAGUGUUGGAGCGUGGAAUUCGUUAGAAGUUGUGUUCGGCAUAUUCGAGAGGUUCAAAAAGUAUCGUGGGUUAUACUUUUGGAGUAUGCAAAUUGCAGCCUGGGGAAUAUUGUUACAUGGCAUUCCAGCUCAAGCUGUCUUUAUACAAAUGGCAGAUCCCAUUACCAUGUCACCCCUGUUUCUCAUAGGCUGGGUCUGCAUGGUGACUGGACAAGCGGUAGUGCUGUAUUCAAGACUCCAUCUCGUUGUGGCCGACAUCCGCCAUGUACGAUGGGUACUUUGGAUGAUCAUAGCCAAUUUUUUCAUCCUCCACACUCCAAUGGCAGUCCUCUAUUGUCUCAACCUUGCAAAUAUACCAUGUGACCGCCCAGCAGCAAUCUACGACCGCCUACAAACAUCAGGAUUCGCCAUCCAAGACACAGUAAUCUGUGCGAUCUACGUCCGUGAAGCACUCCGAGCUCUCAAACCCGUCUUCGAAUCCAAAGGCCCUCAAGGGCGAAAAAUCAUCUACCGAAUCAUCAUCGCUAAUCUCUUCGGCAUCUUACUCAACGUAUUAGUCGUUGUCGCCGAAUACAAAAUACACUACAUCGUCAUCAGCUUGAAAACUGUCGCCUACAGUAUCAAGCUGAAACUCGAAUUCCACGCCCUCAUGCAGCUCCGCGAGCUAACGCGCACUUACCCAUGCGCUUUAUGCCAAAAUGCUAAUGGCAGCCCUCGUGGUUCAUCCGAAAUCAAUAUCUUCGACAUGUUCGGGCGUAAUUCCCGGUCACAGGAGACCGAGAUGCAAACUGUUGUGGGGACGACGAGCCCGGCGCAUUCAGCGCACAGUGGUACAUACGAUUUCCACGAGGCAAUGCGCCAGACAUUGACAACUGUGAAUUCUAUGGAGUCACAGGCAAGUGCUCGGCCUCAUAUCCACUCGUCGGACACGCAGUCUACGGCUGAAAUGACAUUGCUCGAGCGCCCGAAGUAA
Messenger RNA from Penicillium griseofulvum, 1047 nucleotides. RefSeq lists its product as uncharacterized. The record is from RefSeq and is a predicted model, not a curated record. The transcript has a single exon. The coding region runs from base 1 to 1047 and encodes 348 amino acids. Lineage: Eukaryota; Fungi; Ascomycota; Eurotiomycetes; Eurotiales; Aspergillaceae.